Micromonas commoda is the source of this 1611-nucleotide messenger RNA. RefSeq names its product set domain protein. Gene Ontology annotation, molecular function: protein-lysine N-methyltransferase activity; protein binding. Gene Ontology annotation, biological process: peptidyl-lysine monomethylation. The transcript is spliced from 2 exons. Bases 1 to 1611 code for a protein of 536 amino acids. The record is from RefSeq and is a predicted model, not a curated record. Lineage: Eukaryota; Viridiplantae; Chlorophyta; Mamiellophyceae; Mamiellales; Mamiellaceae.
AUGGAUAAGAGGCACUUCCUACAGCGCAGAGCGAUGAUGGCCGCACGAUGCUCGCUCAAUGUCGCGCGUCCCGCGCGCGUCGCUCUUCCGGCGUCGUCGAGACGCCGCGCCGACGGCGUCAGAUCCAGGGCUCGUCGCGUUCCUCGCGCGGCGGAGGCGGACGCGAAGGCUGCGGAGGCGAAUGUCGCCGUCGAGGAUGAGGACGACGACGAGUUGGCCGAGCGCAAGGCGGUGUCGGAGCUCGUCGGUUGGUGCGUGUCCAAGGGCGCGCAGGGCAGCGGGCUCUCCGUGCUCCUCCCGGACGGCAGCGGACGCGGCCGAGGGCUCGAGGCCAGCCGAGACAUCGAGAACGGCGAACCCGUGCUGAGGCUCCCGCUGGAGAUGGGAAUAUGCGACUACCAGGACGGCCAUCCCGCGGAGGCGUGGGAGGUCAUGUCCAACGCACCGUGGGGCGUUCGGCUCGCGUGUCGACUCCUCCAGGAACGAGCCAAGGGCGAAGACUCCGACUACGCCCCGUACAUCGCGCUGAUCCCGGAAUCCGUCCCGGGAUCGCCGCUGAUGUGGACCGACGACGAGGUGGCGUCGCUGCAGUACCCGCCCGCGGUCGCGGAGGCGCGCGAGAUGCGCGACGCCGUCGCCACCUGGUUCCGUAAGCUCUCCGCGGAGGCUCCCGUCGCGCUGGCGGGUGCCGACCUCGACGCGUUCAAGUCCGCGGUGUCCGUCGUGCACUCGCGCACGUACGGCGUCGCGUCCUCCGCGUCAGGCGAGGGAUACUUCCGCGCGUUGCUGCCCCUGGCGGACUUGCUCAACCACGGCGGGGACGAGUACCCGGAGUCGGCUUCGUCUCCGGCGAACCGGGGCGGUAAAGCAAACAAAUCGCCCGCGUCGCCAAAGUGGCCCCCCGCGGGAUGCUCGGACAACAUCGCGUGGUCGGAGCUCAGCGACGAGGGGGUGAUCGAGUUCGCCGCGACGCGCGCCAUCGCUCCGCACGAGGAGGCGGCGAUGUCCUACGGCGAACGGAGCAACGAUCACUUUCUCGUGUACUACGGAUUCGUCCCCCCGCGAAAUCCCCACGACGACGUCGUGGUAUUCGCCGACGUCGAUCACGCGCUGUCGUGGCACAUGGUGUUCCACCCCGAGCUGUGGGACGUGGACGAGGCUGAGACGGCGGUGAGGGAGGCGGCGGCGAGGGCGGCGGUGCGAGAGGUGGAGAAAGCGCUCGCCGAGACGACGGACGGAGCGUUGGCGGCUUCGGAACCCCGGCUGAAGGUUUUGCCCGGCGGUCGAUGCGACGCGAGGCUCGUGUCCGCGUUCGCCGCGGCGUACGCCGGGACGGAGGGCGUGGAGGGGGUGGAGCGCGGGGCGCCGGUGGCGGCGGUGGACGUCGAGAGCGCGCACGCGGACAUUGCGAGGCGGUGCGCCGAGCUUCUUCGCGCGAUGCCGACGACGCUGGCGGAGGACGUCGAGACGAUCAAAGACGGGGAGAGUUUCCCGCCCGUGAGCGAGGGCGCGAGGGUGGCGGCCGCGUACAGGGCGCACAAGAAGGAGGUGCUGAUCGACGCGGUACUGGCGCUGGGCGGUGAGGCGGUGAAGCUCCCCGACGACGCGUGA